UGCUGUUGCCUGGCAACAUAGCAUACAUGACAUUAUUCCACUGAUGUAAUCUGAUGAUGCCAAAGUGUUAUGAUGUCAUAAGGGACAAGGCAUCUGUCCCUUAUGACAUCACAAGGAACAGAUGCCUUGAAUAUCCAGCGUCUGAAUCAAACUUGCAGAAGUCAAGCAGCAGCAGCUCGGACGUUGGGUUUUCCAUAUUGGAUUGAACAGUGCAUUUUUUCGUAGCUUUUGUGAUACAUCAGUCGGACAGCCAAAAUGCUGCCAAUUAACACUUAUUUUUUAACAGAAUGCGAAAUUAAAGAAAUGAGUAGAGAUGAAUUGAUCUUCGUGAAUCUGGAUUUCAUACAAAGGUUUAAAAAAAUAGCUAAGGAGCAUCGGAGUAGAACCACAGUGGAGGAAGAGUUGAAAGCAGCUCAGGAAGAAAUUGUGCAUCUAAAUCAGAACAUUGGUUCACUCAAGGAAAGGCUAGAUGAGUCUCACAGACAAAACAAAAACCUGAACUGUAAGACAAUCCCACAGUUAGAAAGAGAGAUAAAGAACCAGAGGUCCCACAGGAAUCAGUUGUUGAUUGUGAAUAAAAACUACCAAACUAAAUUCAAAGACCUUCAAACCUCUUUAAAUAACCUCACGGACUCAAAACUGCAGCUUGAGAGGACGUUGGCAGAAAAAAGAGAAGCAAUGUCUCAACUCACAGCCUACAGAAUGGAUGUUGAAAAGCAGGAAAAUGAAGUGGAGAGACUUCGGUUGGAAUUGUACAAAAAGAGCAACUAUGUUGACCAGAAGACUAUUGAAAUUAAGAGAGAAAAAGAAAAGUCCAGAAGUCUUGAGGGCAAGGUAAAAGAUCUGGAAAAGCAGUUGAAUGAGGCAAAGAAUCGAAUGAAAAUUCUUGGGGAUAGACUUUCAAAAACUCUGGUGGGAGAUCCAUAUAAGUAUGAACCAAGUGCCACGUUUUCUGACACUGUAUUAUUUCAGAAAAAAGUGCAAAACAGGGUAUUAGCAACAUAUCAGAAGGCAAGAGCUCUCCAGGAGGGAAAACCCUUGAAGAAGCAGGCCGAGAGCCACUCAACGCUCUCAGCCUUACAACAGCAAGAAAGCGUAAAACUACAGGUAGAAGACUUACGACGACAGCAAGAAGCCAUGGGUAAGGAAAGAAGUUUUCACCGCACAGAAUUUGAUUGGAAAAGGCUGAAGGAGGAAAUUCAGUCCUUAAAUGGUCAGAUACAGGCACUAACUCAAAACAGGCAUAGGGAUCAAGAGUGCAUUAAAAAUCUCACUGAACAAGUGUCUACGAUGAAAACUAAGUACUACAGGGAGAAGGAAUACAAGGAUUUAAAUAAAUCCAUAAAGAGCAAAGAGACUAAGAUAGAAGGUAAUAUUGCUGCGGAAAUACCUAAAAAUGAAACACAGACCAAUGAACAGCAAGCCGAAUUUUUACCAUCCAUUGAGGGAAAGUCAGUUUGUUAUAAAGGAACCUUGCCUCUGAGUAGAGGCAGGUUAGAGCCAGAAUUUAAAGAACACAAGCUCAUAACGAUAGAAAAGUUCAACCUUAGCCCAAUACCCCCUAGCAAAAAGAAGCUUGAAAUGCCAUCAUUUACACUUUCAGGCAGGAAGAUUGUCCUCAGGGAACCUGAGCAGAGAAAAAAUAGUGGUCAAUCAGGCAGGCGUGCCACAGUUGAUGGGAACGUUAAAGUUCCCUAAUUAGAGGUUAAAGGCAACAAGAUAUUAUGAGGUGCAUUUGUGAGCAUCACAUACAAGAGGCGUAUACACCUUGGGGCUGGGCUUUAACCCAUGGAGCCCAGCCGGGCACAGCCGAAGAGAAGACAUGAUUCCCUCUUCACACGGGCUCACCACCUUUGGGGGAGACAAACUGGUGGGGUGCAGAGUCAAAAGGAUGGCAGCUGAAGGUAGGGACCUUGGUGAUCUGAUCCUGAGCUACAGAAGCUCAGGAACAGACCAGAGUCCGGUCCUCAUUGCCGGCAGUACCUCGGGCUCGUUUCCAGUGAGAGUUGGACUCCACCAAGGCUAAUCUUUGUCACUAAUUCUAUUCAAUACUUUUAUUGACAGAAUUUUUAGGCACAGCCAAGGUGUUGAGGGGAUCCGAUUUGGUGGCCUUAAGAUCAGAUCUCUGCUUUUUGCAGAAGAUGUGGUCCUACUGCCUUCAUCAGGUUGUGAUCUACAGCUUUCACUGGAGCGAUUCGCAGCCGAGUGCGAAGUGGCCGGGAUGAGGAUCGGUGCCUCCAAAUCCAAGGCCAUUGAGUUCUUGAGCCAGAAAAUCUGGUUAGGUUGCCUCCUGAUAUGCAUCUCAUCUCUUUAAAUGCAUAGGUUUUCUCCGGGUGCUCCGGUUUUUCCUACCUUCGGGGAAAAAGUGAUUGGACUAAUUGGUCUCUUUUAAAUUGACCUUAGUCUCUCACUCACUAAUAUUUGGAGACAUUCUUUAAAUGGA
Xiphophorus couchianus (Monterrey platyfish) is the source of this 2443-nucleotide messenger RNA. RefSeq names its product autophagy-related protein 23-like. The transcript has a single exon. Lineage: Eukaryota; Metazoa; Chordata; Actinopteri; Cyprinodontiformes; Poeciliidae. The record is from RefSeq and is a predicted model, not a curated record. Bases 256 to 1698 code for a protein of 480 amino acids.